Messenger RNA from Hyaloperonospora brassicae, 4089 nucleotides. Lineage: Eukaryota; Oomycota; Peronosporomycetes; Peronosporales; Peronosporaceae. The record is from the annotation of a GenBank genome assembly.
AUGGCCACUGACGUGAAGAAACCCACUGGUGCGGCCCCGACCGCGAGCCUCUUGCAGCCCGAGGCCAACGACGCGAGCGAACAAGUGCCGGAAGUCUACCGGUCGCUCAACUUCCGCAGUCUCCAGGACCCCUACUCGCACAACCGCGACACGAUGGCGAGUCGCUACAGCACGUUGCGGGCCGACGACCUCGACACGAUGCUCACGGGCGGCCUCGAGCGCUUCUACAAGAAGUACGACCACCUCUCAAAGAAGAUCAACUUGCAGCUGCCGACGCCGGAAGUCCGGUUCGAGAACCUGUCGUUCUCGGUCCAAGUGCCGGCGACUGUCGGGGCCAAAGCUACGGUCGGGAGUUACCUGAGCUCGAUCUUCACGCCGUGGAAGAAGGUGCCCAUGAAGACAAAGCACGCGCUGCACCCCAUGACGGGCAUCAUCAAGCCCGGGUCCAUGACGCUCGUGCUGGCGAACCCCGGGGCCGGCAAGUCGACGUUCCUCAAGGCCAUGGCCGGGAAGCUCCAGGACAAUGACCAGACGGACAUUGGCGGCGAGAUCCUCUACUCGGGUCUGCGCGGCGAAGAGAUUGACCUCAUUAAGCUCGUGGGCCUCGUGGACCAGACGGACAACCACAUCCCGACGCUCACAGUGCGCGAGACGUUCAAGUUUGCCGACAUGUGCGUCAACGGCCGCCCCGACGACCAGCCGGAAGAGAUGCGCGACAUUGCAGCGCUGCGCACGGAGCUGUUUCUGCACAUUUUGGGACUCGAGAACUGCGCCGAUACGGUCGUCGGCGACGCACUGCUCCGGGGCGUGAGUGGCGGCGAGCGCAAGCGCGUGACCGUGGGCGAAGUGCUUGUGGGGGGCCAGAGCUUCUUUCUCUGUGACGAGAUCUCGACGGGUCUCGACAGUGCCGCGACGUUUGACAUUAUCAAGUCGAUGCGCACGUUCUGCAAGACGCUCGGGGGGUCCGUAAUGGUCGCCCUGUUGCAGCCCACGCCGGAAGUCGUCGAGAUGUUCGACGACAUUUUGAUGAUCAACGAGGGCUACAUGGUCUACCACGGCCCGCGCACGGAGAUCCUCGACUACUUCCAGGGCUUGGGCUUCACGUGUCCGCCUCGUGUCGACCCGGCGGACUACUUGAUUGAAAUUACUUCGGGCCGUGGCCACCGCUACGCCAACGGAGUGGUCCCGGUCAAGGACAUGCCCGUGGCGUCCGAGGACUUCCACAACCUCUUUUGCCAGUCGUCGAUCUACAAGAAGACGCACGAGCUGAUCAGCAAGGGCUUCAACGAGCACCAGUUUGAGAGCGCCGAGGACUUUAAGAAGGCCAAGAGCGUGGCCAACCUGGCACGCUCGAAACAGCAGUCGGAGUUUGGACUGGGGUUCGUGCCCAGCACUAUGCUGUUGCUGCACCGUCAGAAGCUCAUUUGGCUGCGUGAUCCGCCGCUGUUGUGGGGCAAGCUGCUGGAAGCGCUCAUCAUUGGUCUGGUCAUGGGCAUGAUCUUCUUUGACGUGAGCUCCACGUACUACCUCCGCAUGAUCUUCUUCAGUAUCGCGCUGUUCCAGCGUCAGGCGUGGCAGCAGAUCACCAUCUCGUUCCAGCUCCGCAAGGUCUUUUACAAGCAACGCCCGCGCAACUUUUUCCGCACCACGUCGUACACGAUUGCCGAAAGUGUGGUGCAGAUUCCAGUCAACUUUGCUGUGUCGUUCGUGCUGGGCACGUUCUUCUACUUCAUGAGUGGCUUGACGCGCACGUUUGAGAAGUUCGUGGUGUUCUACAUCGUGCUGCUGAGUUUCCAGCACGCGAUCAGUGCAUACAUGACGAUGCUAAGUGCGCUGUCGCCGAGUAUCACGGUCGGCCAGGCGCUGGCGUCGAUCUCGGUGAGUUUCUUCCUGCUGUUCUCGGGCAACAUCAUCUUGGCCGACUUGAUCCCGGAGUACUGGAUCUGGAUGUACUGGUUCUCUCCGAUCUCGUGGGCGCUGCGCAGCAACAUGUUGUCCGAGUUCUCGGCCGAUCGAUACACGUCUGAGGAAGGCAGGACAGUGCUGCAGAGCUUUGCGAUCACGGAGGGCACGGAGUACAUUUGGUUCGGUAUCAUCGUGCUGAUCAUCUACUACUUCGUGUUCACGUCGCUCAAUGGUGUGGCGCUGCACUUUAUCCGGUACGAGAAGUACAAGGGUGUGAGCGUCAAGGCCAUGACUGACAAGGACAAGCCCAAGGACGAUGACGACUGUUACGUCAAGGUGAACACGCCCGGCGGUUUAGGGGACACGAACUCGCCAAACAAGGGCGGUCUGCCGUUCACGCCGUCGAACCUGUGCAUCAAGAACCUCGAAUACUUUGUGACGUUGCCAUCGGGUGAGGAGAAGCAGCUUUUGAACGGUAUUACGGCACACUUCGAGCCGGGCCGCAUGGUGGCCCUCAUGGGCGCGACGGGUGCUGGUAAGACGACGCUGAUGGAUGUGAUUGCCGGCCGCAAGACGGGUGGCCGCAUUGUGGGCGACAUUAUCGUGAACGGCGAGCCCAAGAAUCCUGACAACUUCAGUCGGAUUACGGCGUAUUGUGAGCAGAUGGACAUCCACUCGGAGGCUGCUUCGAUCUACGAGGCGCUCGUGUUCUCGGCCAGAUUGCGUCUUCCGCCCAACUUUACGGAGGAGCAGCGCAUGAACUUGGUGCACGAGACACUGGACCUGUUGGAGCUGUCUGCUAUCUCUGGUGAGAUGGUGGGCAGUCUGUCGGUGGAACAGAAGAAGCGAGUGACGAUUGGUGUCGAAGUGGUGUCAAACCCGAGCAUUCUGUUCCUCGACGAGCCGACGAGUGGUCUGGACGCCCGUUCGGCGCUGAUCGUGAUGCGCGGUGUGCAGUCGAUUGCUCGCACGGGCCGCACGGUGUUGUGUACGAUCCACCAGCCGAGUAUUUCGAUCUUUGAGCUCUUCGACGGUCUGCUGCUACUGCAGAGGGGUGGAUUCACUGCGUACUUCGGUGACCUCGGCGACGACUCGGUGAAGAUGCUCGAGUACUUUGCUUCGAUUCCGGGCACGAUGGAGAUUCGUCCGCAGUACAACCCUGCAACGUACAUGCUGGAGGUGAUUGGCGCCGGUAUCGGCCGUGACGUCAAGGACUACUCGGUGGAGUACAAGAACAGUCGGCUGUUUGAAUCAAACCGCGAGCGCACGCUGUUGCUGGCGCAGUCAUCGGGCGAGUUCAUCCGUCACUCGACGUUGAACUACCGACCGAUUGCCACUGGAUUCUUGAACCAGCUCAACGCGCUGGUCGUCAAGCAGCAGCUCACGUACUGGCGCAACCCGCAGUACAACUUCAUGCGCAUGUUCCUGUUCCCGCUGUUCGGCGUCAUCUUUGGCACGACGUUCUACCAGCUAUCGGCGAGCAGUGUGGGUCGCAUCAACUCGCACAUUGGUCUCAUCUACAACAGCAUGGAUUUCAUCGGUGUGAUCAACCUUAUGACGGUGCUCGAGGUCACGUGCGCCGAGCGUGCAGUGUUCUACCGCGAGCGCAUGUCGAACUACUACGGGCCGCUGCCGUACAGUCUGUCGCUGUGGUUUGCGGAAGUGCCCUACUUGAUUGUGGUCAUCAUCCUCUUCGUCGUGAUUGAGUACUGGCUCGUUGGCUGGAGCUCGAACGGAGGCGACUUUCUCUUCUUCAUGUUCAUCUUCUACCUCUACACGUCGGCGUGUACCUACGUGGGUCAGUGGAUGUCGGCCCUGAUGCCGAACGAGAAGGUUGCCAACGUGGCGGUGGGUGCCGUCUCGUGUCUGUUCAACCUGUUUUCGGGCUACUUGCUUCCGCGCACGGCCAUGAAGGCUGGGUACAAGUGGUUCACGUACUUGAUGCCGUCGAGUUACUCGCUCGCGGCUCUUGUUGGCGUGCAGUUCGGUGAGGUGCAGGACGUGAUUGCCGUCACGACCAACGGCGUGACGAGCGAUAUGACGGUGGCGCAGUACAUUGAAGACAUCUACGACUUCCGUCCGGACAGCCGCUACAACUUCAUGAUCGGCCUCAUCAUCAUUUGGCUCGUGCUGCAGGUCGCCAUCUACUUGACGUUCAAGUACGUGAGCCACCUCAAGCGAUAA